Penicillium canariense is the source of this 1317-nucleotide messenger RNA. RefSeq lists its product as uncharacterized. Lineage: Eukaryota; Fungi; Ascomycota; Eurotiomycetes; Eurotiales; Aspergillaceae. The record is from RefSeq and is a predicted model, not a curated record. Gene Ontology annotation, molecular function: DNA-binding transcription activator activity, RNA polymerase II-specific. The transcript has 3 exons. The coding region runs from base 1 to 1317 and encodes 438 amino acids. Gene Ontology annotation, biological process: regulation of transcription by RNA polymerase II.
AUGCGCCAGUCCGAAAACCGCCACCAACUCCCGGACCCGCCUGCGCCUAUGCAGGGGCAAAGGAGUGUAUUCCGCAUCCCCAACUACAAAUCACAGACGGCCCUGCUGCACGGAUCUACGGCCCAACCGGCAGAGCGGGCCUAUCAUUCUCGCCGGGCUCAUCGGAAGUCCCGCGGUGGGUGUGCCAACUGCAAGCAGCGCCGAGUUAAGGGCGUGGCCCAAUUUAUGUCCCGCGAGUCCCUGUCCUCGUCCAUGUCUCUGCUACUGGUAGCCGACAAAAUAGACGAGCUGCUCCAGCUUGGAUCGGCUGCUUCCGGUCUAAAAUCCAAAUCACGUCUAGGUUUGCCGUCAACAGGCCGUGUUUUGGAGGCUCUCCGGCACUUCAACCUCGCCACCGUAGCCAGCUACCCAGCCCAGAAGAAUCCGUCCAACAUGGAUAUGAUGAGGAUGAAGAUGACGCAGCUUGCCUUUGAGACUCCUUUCCUCAUGCAUGCCAUAAUUGGCAUUGCAAUUACCCACCUCUGUAAUGUUGUUCCCGACAAUAGUCAUUACCGUAUCGCCGAGGCAUUCCACUGGGGCCAGGCCGUACACCAAUACUCGGGCGAAGUCUCCACAGGCGUCGAUGGAAACAACAUGGACAAGCUUUACUCCACAUGUAUCCUGCUCACAGUACACUCCUUCCUCUUGGAGGAAUUCAACCCGCGCACCUCCUUUGUUUUCUCCAACGACCCCAGCUCCUUGAACUGGCUCCGUCUGCAAGCCGGCUUGCGCUAUUUGCUCGAGCACACCGCCCCCUGGAUGUCUGAAAGCAUGUGGUGGGCCACUUUCAUGGAGUCACACGAUCCGCGUAUCGACUCUGAGGACAGACGGCCCGGGCGUGUGGGUUUAGAUCCGGACUUUGCGGACCUCUGUGGCAUAGAUGAGAUGUCGACCGUGGAUAAUAAUCCGUUGCUAUGGCCCUUGCGGAUGCUUACGUGGCUGCUCGUGCUUGAAAUAUCGCCGAAAAGCGCGCAGAAGUAUAAUAUGUGGAUGGGCCGGUUGGAGCCCGCGUAUUAUGACUGCUUAUUAGCGAAGAAUCCCCCAGCUUUGGUUUUGCUGGCGUGGUGGCUGGCCCUUAUUUGCCAUGUCGAUGAGUGGUGGAUGGAGACUCGGGCUCGCUCGGAGUGCACCGCUAUUUGCAUGCGGCUGGAGGAUACUGACGAUCCACUUGUGCUGAAGUUGCUGGAGUUUCCGGCCCAGUCGUGCGGAUAUCUUCUGCGACAUGUGCAGGAAAGGACUGCGCUCGAGCGUCCGGGCGAUAUACUUCUAGUCUGCUGA